Linum trigynum is the source of this 1036-nucleotide messenger RNA. The record is from the annotation of a GenBank genome assembly. NCBI's taxonomy places the organism in Eukaryota, Viridiplantae, Streptophyta, Magnoliopsida, Malpighiales, Linaceae.
CGGCCCACGAUCUCGGCCCACGGUCUGAGGUAUGAUUUGGGCUUGCAAGGUCCACAUUUCGGACAAGAUUGUGUUCCUUCUGCAAUGUUCAGACUCUUUGUCUUCCUCACACUGAAGCUCCGCGUCAGAACACGCUCCUUCCCAUGUGUGGGCAGCCAAAUUAGACCGUACGAGAGACACUUGUUGCUGAGUAGGCUCCACUUCGACCUGUAUCAACAGCUACUGUUGAGAUAUUUGAACUUUAGUCUAUAUAUAAACAAACAAACGCAGAGCAGAGCUCCAUGGAUUUCAGUCUCCAUAGUGGGAAUACAAACGAAGAAAGAACAAUCUCUCUCUUCUUGCUACUCUUUUUUUACGGCCGGAAAUGGGUAUUGGAGAAUACUGGUGCGGCAGUCCAGGCACCGAGACUAUUCAGCUAGGGAGGAAGAGCGGCGCUUCUUCAUCUUCUUCUUCUUCUUCUUCCAGUGGAAUCAUGCGCAAGGCGAGAUGGAAGCUGGUUUUGUUGAAUCUGGUGAAGGAAAAGAGUGCUACUACUGCUCAAUACGAUGAGUUCAGUUAUGCCCUCAACUUCGAUCGAGGGGAUGCAGCCGCUGCAGAAGCAGCCAUGGAUGAACCAGAAUACUUCCGCCAAACUUUCUCCGUCCGGUAUGCCGAUCCCUCCACCCACCGCCUCUGCAGCAGCAACAACAAAAACCCCUCUCUGCUUUAAUCCUUUCCUUCCUUCCUUCCUUCCCCUGCCUUUGUUUUUAGCCCUUUCGAUCUGGUAGGUAAAUGUAUAGCAGUGUAGGAGCUGUGGCAUUCUGCUGUAAAAAAAAGACUACAGUUCUGUUAUGCCAUUCAUAGAUAGAUGCUUGCAAUCUUCUGUUGCUUGUCUACGUUUUUCCUUGUCCUUCAAUGGAUGAUGCUGCUGACAGAAUCAAGAUGUGAUCUGUGUAAUGAUCUGCAAUUGCGUGUUUACAGGUAGGCUACAAAUACAAUUAUACAUAGUACGCUUUGCUGUGACUAAUGUAGAUUCCAAUAAUUGCGCUUUCUGGCU